This is a messenger RNA of Rhododendron vialii, 616 nucleotides long. Its product is annotated as small ribosomal subunit protein eS27y-like. Lineage: Eukaryota; Viridiplantae; Streptophyta; Magnoliopsida; Ericales; Ericaceae. The coding region runs from base 137 to 397 and encodes 86 amino acids. The transcript is spliced from 4 exons. The record is from RefSeq and is a predicted model, not a curated record. Gene Ontology annotation, molecular function: structural constituent of ribosome; RNA binding. Gene Ontology annotation, biological process: ribosomal small subunit assembly; translation. Gene Ontology annotation, cellular component: ribosome; cytosolic small ribosomal subunit.
UCUAAUUUUCCUUUAUAUAUUCCGCAAUUAGAGAGAGGCGGUCUUUCUCCUUCCCCUGCAUCUUUCCGUUGCAGUCACUCUCUAGGGUUUCCAACUUCGAAGAAUCUCUCUCUAGAGCACGCACACAGAGGCAAAAAUGGUUCUUCCAAACGACGUCGAUGAGUUGCAUCCUUCGUUGGAACUCGAGAAGGAGAAGCACAAGCUCAAGCGUCUCGUCCCCACCCCCGACUCCUUCUUCAUGGACGUGAAAUGCCAGGGUUGUUUCAACAUAACCACGGUUUUCAGCCACUCGCAAACGGUUGUUGUAUGCGGAAACUGCCAGACGGUCCUCUGCCAACCAACCGGAGGCCGUUCAAAGCUCACUGAGGGAUGCUCUUUCAGGAAAAAGGGGAACUGAGGGGUGCAUAUCUCCUCUUUUAUACUCCCUCCGUCCCAAUUUAAUUGUCACUUUUUGGAGUUCGUGCCACUUUUCAAUUGAUUAUAUCUUAUAAUUUAUAAUGUUUUAGGUGAUUUUGAAAACAUUGUAUUAUAGAACAAAUCGAGAUCUAUCAAACAAGAUCCAUAUUGGAUAUAAAAUUCAUUACCAAUUUAAAAAUAUAACUAGUUUUUUAAUCCA